Molecule: messenger RNA, 1875 nt
Organism: Rosa chinensis
Lineage: Eukaryota; Viridiplantae; Streptophyta; Magnoliopsida; Rosales; Rosaceae
Product: cytochrome P450 CYP736A12
Exons: 2
Coding region: 105-1748 (547 amino acids)
Molecular function (GO): iron ion binding; heme binding; oxidoreductase activity, acting on paired donors, with incorporation or reduction of molecular oxygen
Source: RefSeq, a predicted model, not a curated record
UACAGGCGAUAAAAUAAAAAGUUAAAAACUAGCUCAGAGGUGGGGGCUCACAAUUCCACCACAUAACUGUGUUCCUGCCGCCCGACUGUUGGUCCAUAUCAUCAAUGCCUCAGAAAAGCACGCAGAAUCUAACUGCAGAUACAUGCACUGAUACACGUUUAUUAAUCUAUAAAUAUCUAUCUAGUUUCACAUGUUUUCCAAAAGAAAAAAUCUAUCUAGUUUCAACAGACACAAUGAGUCCUUCAACAAUUACCAUCCUUCUCCUCUUCGUUGCCCUCAUCUGGUUUCUCAUCGCUGCAGCCUUCUCAAAACCAAAGCACAAGAAGCUACCUCCUGGACCUUUGGCACUACCGGUCAUUGGUCACCUUCAUAUGCUAGGCAAUCUCCCACAUCGCAGCCUCCAACACUUGGCCAAAAAAUAUGGACCCAUAAUGUCUAUUCGCCUUGGGAAUGUACCCACCAUACUAGUCUCGUCCCCGAAAGCUGCAGAGCUAUUCCUCAAAACUCAUGACGCCAAUUUCGCGAGCAGGCCGACAGUCCAGGCCUCAGAGCACCUAGCUUACGGCACAAUGGGCCUGGCGUUUGCCAAGUACGGCCCCUAUUGGCGCCAUGUGAGGAAGCUCUGUACCCUCGAGCUUCUUUGUCCCUCGAAAGCGGAGGCUUUUGCGCCGCUGCGAAGGGAGGAGAUAGAACUGUUGGUGCAGUCGCUGAAGAAAGCUGGAGAGGGAGGUGAGGUGGUGGAUGUUAGUGACAAGAUUUAUGGCGUUGGUGAGGAUAUAACGUAUAGGAUGAUAUUGGGUUGCACAAGGGAUGAUGCUAGGUUUGGUUUGAAGGAGAUUGUUCACGAAGUUUCGUUGUUAACCGGGGCAUUUAACGUAGCUGAUUUUGUGCCCUGCCUCGGUCCAUUUGAUUUUCAGGGAUUGACCAAGCGCUUAAAGAAAGUUAGCAAGACGAUCAAUCAACUCUUGGAGAAGAUAAUAGAUGAGCAUGAACAAGUUGCCAACACCAAGAGUGGGAAACAAGGCCAUGAGGACUUUGUAGACGUGUUGCUUGCGUUAACGAACCGACCGUUGAACCAGAAUGAUGAGCAAGUACACUUCUUUGAUCGAACAAAUGUGAAAGCCAUCUUACUAGACCUGAUAACGGCGGCUUUUGAUACUUCGGCCACAUCGAUUGUUUGGAGCCUUGCCGAGCUCUUGAGGCAUCCAAGGAUCAUGAAGAAUCUCCAAGAAGAGAUCCAAAGUGUGGUUGGUAUGGACCGAAUGGUGGAAGAAUCUGAUUUGCCCAAGCUGGAUUACUUGAGUAUGGUGGUAAAGGAGAGCUUCAGACUACACCCAGUUGCACCGUUACUAGUCCCACAUGAAUCCAUCGAGGACAUUACCAUCGAUGGAUAUGACAUACCCAAGAAGUCGCGGAUCAUAGUAAACAUCUGGAGCAUUGGAAGAGAUCCUAAUGUUUGGUCAGAAAAUGUUGAGGAGUUUUAUCCUGAAAGGUUCAUGAACAACAAUAUAGACCUCCGGGGACAUAACUUUCAGCUCAUCCCAUUUGGGUCUGGGCGAAGAGGGUGUCCGGGUAUGCAAUUAGGGCUAACCACAGUUCGACUAGUUCUGGCACAACUGGUUCAUUGCUUUAACUGGGAGCUCCCAAAUGGCUUGCUACCUCAAGACUUGGACAUGUCCGAGGAUUUUGGCUUAUCACUGUCAAAAGCCAAACACUUGCUUGCUAAGCCAACGUACCGUCUUACGUAGGUUAUUUUUUCAAUGUAAUUUUUUGAUUAAGGAAUCUUAUGUAGUUUGUUGGAUCUCAACAGACAUUCAUCCAUAGUUUGUUGGAUCUCAACGAGCAUUCAUCCAUCUAUUAUUCUGCAGCUUAAAC